AGAAGAAGAAAAACCCAUUAUAAUGGUAAUGGCACAUCUCACUAAAACGCCAUGAUAGAAGCCACACUCAAGAGUAUGGUGUGAGCAUAUGUGUGUCAUUUCUUGUAUUAAUGUUACUAAAAUAAAAAUAUGAGCAGAAGUAUGGGGCAGUUUUUUUGUUUCUGGUUCGUGCAUUGAGAACCGAUCAUGUUGUGGUAUUAAUCCGGCAGGCGAUUGGGGCAAAGCCAAGAGGAAUACGUUUUCAUCAGGCUUACGCCUCUGCUUCUAACAAGCGUAUUUUGAGAAGGAACCCACCGCAUAAAAGAGUAGCCGCGCAAUUUCAGGAUUUGAAACCACCACCAACAACAAUUGCCGGCGACGAAGGGCACGACGGUUGGUGAGGUCGGCAUCAGGCGACGAAGACGGGCAGCAGCGGGCGGCGCCGGGGUAUAAAGGAGGAAGGGUGCGGGCACCCGGGGGCCGGGGCGGGGCGGGGGGCUGAGGAGGUGACGCGGAUCGCCCAUGCCGCCAUGCGCCCAUUCAAGCCCACCGCCGGCGCCUUCAGCAUGGCCUCGCGCCUCGCCGGCGCCUCCACGCCGCCGGACGCGCGCAUGGUCAAGACGGGCUUCGACCCAGUCAUCUACCGCCACAACCUCCACCUCAACUCCCUCAUCUCCUCCGGCCGCCUCGCCCGCGCCCGCGAGAUGUUCGACCAGAUGCCCGAGAAGGACGUCGUCUCCCUCAACCACAUGCUUUCCGGCUACUCCAGGUACGGCGGCCUCGCCGCCGCCGAGGACCUAUUCCGCGCGGCGACUCACCGCAACGUCUAUACUUGGACCAUCAUGAUGGGCAUACUCGCCACGGACAGGCGUGGCUGUGAUGCCGUGUCGCUCUUCCGCGACAUGCUCAGGGAAGGGGAGGCGCCCGACAGCGUCGUUGUCUCCACCGUGCUCAACGUGCCUGGCUGCGAUGUCGCGUCGCUUCAUCCCGUCGUCACCAAGCUCGGCUUCGAGACCAGCGUUGUUGUCUGCAACACGUUGCUCGAUGCAUACUGCAAGCAGGGCCUCGUUGCUGCUGGCCGGAGAGUCUUCCUGGAGAUGCCAGAGAGGGACGCGGUCACGUACAAUGCCAUGAUGAUGGGGUGCUCCAAAGAGGGCCUGCACAGUGAGGCACUUGAGCUAUUUGCUGCUAUGCGACGUGCAGGCAUUGGCGCCAGCCAGUUCACGUUUUCUAGUAUGCUGACCGUGGCAACAGGUAUGGUUGAUCUCCACCUCGGACGUCAGAUUCAUAGUCUUUUUGUGAGAGCCACCUCAGCACGCAAUGUCUUUGUCAACAAUGCAUUGCUUGAUUUCUACUCGAAAUGCGACUGCCUUGGUGAUCUGAAGCAGCUGUUUUGGGAGAUGCCAGAGCGGGACAAUGUUUCGUACAAUGUGAUGAUCUCAGCCUAUGCUUGGAACCGAUCUGCCAGCAUGGUUUUCCAGUUAUUCAGGGAGAUGCAGACAAUUGGCUUUGACAGGCGGGCCUUACCGUAUGCUAGCUUACUGAGUGUAGCUGGCUCACUGCCUGACAUUGAGAUUGGGAAACAAAUACAUGCUCAGUUGGUACUUCUCGGCAUUGCUUCGGAGAAUUUUGUAGGAAAUGCCCUGAUUGACAUGUACUCAAAAUGCGGUAUGCUGGAUGCUGCAAAGACAAAUUUUGCAAACAAAAGUGAUAAAACUGCUAUUUCCUGGACUGCAAUGAUAACCGGGUGUGUCCAGAAUGGUCAGCAUGAGGAAGCGCUGGAAUUAUUCUGUGACAUGAGAAGAGUUGGUCUAAGGCCUGAUAGGGCAACAUGUUCUAGCAUCAUGAAGGCUUCCUCAAGCCUGGCAAUGAUUGGGCUAGGAAGGCAGCUGCAUUCUUACUUCACAAAAUCAGGCCAUAUGUCCAGUGUGUUCUCAGGUAGUGCCCUUCUUGACAUGUACGCAAAAUGUGGCAGUUUGGAUGAAGCCCUCAGAACAUUUGAUGAGAUGCCUGAGAAGAAUUCCAUCACUUGGAAUGCUGUAAUUUCAGCCUACGCGCACUAUGGACAGGCGAAAAAUGCCAUCAAGAUGUUUGAAAGUAUGCUUCACUGUGGUCUUUAUCCAGAUUCAGUCACCUUCUUGAGUGUGCUAGCAGCCUGCAGUCACAAUGGUCUUGCAGAAGAAUGCAUGAAAUACUUUGACCUGAUGAAGUAUUACUAUAGCAUGUCACCCUGGAAGGAACACUAUUCUUGUGUUAUUGAUACCUUGGGUCGGGCAGGCUAUUUUGAUAAAGUUCAGAAAGUGUUGGAUGAGAUGCCAUUUGAGGAUGAUCCAAUAAUAUGGAGCUCCAUUCUUCACUCAUGCAGGAUCCAUGGAAACCAGGAUUUAGCUGCAAUGGCCGCUGAAAAAUUGUUCAGUAUGGCACCCACAGAUGCAACACCCUAUGUUAUAUUGUCCAAUAUAUAUGCUAAAGCUGGCCGUUGGGAAGAUGCUGCACGUGUGAAAAAGAUUAUGAGAGAUAGAGGAGUUAGGAAAGAGUCGGGUAACAGUUGGGUUGAAAUCAAGCAAAAGAUCUACAGCUUUUCUUCAAAUGAUCAAACCAACCCAAUGAUAGCUGACAUUAAAGCAGAGCUUGACAGGUUGUACAAAGAGAUGGAUAAACUAGGCUAUGAGCCUGACACUAGCUGUGCCUUACAUCUGGUGGAUGAUGAGCUAAAGCUGGAGUCGUUGAAAUACCACAGUGAGAGACUGGCCAUUGCAUUUGCCCUGAUUAACACCCCACCUAGGACACCAAUUAGGGUUAUGAAGAAUCUGAGUGCCUGCCUAGACUGCCAUUCUGCCAUCAAAAUGAUAUCGAAGAUUGUGGACAGAGAGAUUAUCGUAAGGGACUCGAAAAGGUUUCACCAUUUCAAGGAUGGCAUUUGCUCUUGUGGAGACUACUGGUAGGAACUAGGCCUGCUGCAUAGUUUGGUGUACAAUAAAAAAAUGCAUGCUGAAUGUGCCAAAGCACAACCAAAGAUUUACAGGGGCACAUAUGUCAGCACUGAAGACAUACCUGAAUAUGGAAGUUGAGGCAUGACUCUGGCAUUAGGCCUAGUUGUGAUUGACAUAUUCGAGGCGAAUGGUUAUAUGCCACCAGGUUAUCUGAAUUCGACCUGGAGGUCCGGCAGGUUAGUUCCUAAAAUUAUGCAGGUACACUUUAAUCUGCAUUGAUAUUCUGUUGAAAAGGAUGCAUUCCUCUGGAAAUCUUUGAUGACGAAACCUCAAUUUACACA
Setaria italica (foxtail millet) is the source of this 3253-nucleotide messenger RNA. Its product is annotated as putative pentatricopeptide repeat-containing protein At2g01510. NCBI's taxonomy places the organism in Eukaryota, Viridiplantae, Streptophyta, Magnoliopsida, Poales, Poaceae. Gene Ontology annotation, biological process: RNA modification. Gene Ontology annotation, molecular function: RNA binding; zinc ion binding; protein binding. The record is from RefSeq and is a predicted model, not a curated record. The coding region runs from base 510 to 2924 and encodes 804 amino acids. The transcript is spliced from 2 exons.